GGCCCUCACAGCAAGCCUAGCAUAGAAGUCCACUCAUCUGCUAGACAGACCAGGGCUGCGUUCACACCCACUCGUCUGGCUGUCCUUCACCCAAGCAGCCGAUAUCACCACGACGUCAACACUUCGGAGAGGUGUUUCUAAAGCCUGCACACAGGUACCAUAACUGCUCAGAAUGAAUCUUGAGCCCAAAGCUGAGAUCAAGUCGGCCACCCGUGUCAGCGGAGGCCCCGCCACCCCACGCAAGGGACCACCCAAGUUCAAGCAGAGGCAGACCCGUCAGUUCAAGAGCAAGCCUCCAAAGAAGGGAAUCCAGGGCUUUGGUGAUGAUAUCCCUGGAAUGGAGGGCUUAGGCACAGACAUCACCGUCAUUUGCCCCUGGGAGGCCUUCAAUCACCUGGAGCUGCAUGAGCUGGCCCAGUACGGCAUCAUCUGAGCCUUCCUUCACCCCCCUGCAAUCCUCUGAGGAUUACAGGCCACGUCCAUGCACUUCAAACCAUCUGCCUCAGGCUCCAUCUCCUAGCUUUAAAUGGAACUCUUCCAAACAAACUACCAGAAUGACCUGUAACACACACAAAAAACGGAAAAAGAGAAAAAAAAAAACUACAAAAAAAAAAUAACUUUCUGUCCUCUUUCACUGGAUUCUUCUU
Molecule: messenger RNA, 647 nt
Organism: Chelmon rostratus (copperband butterflyfish)
Lineage: Eukaryota; Metazoa; Chordata; Actinopteri; Chaetodontiformes; Chaetodontidae
Gene: pde6gb
Product: phosphodiesterase 6G, cGMP-specific, rod, gamma, paralog b
Exons: 4
Coding region: 173-433 (86 amino acids)
Biological process (GO): visual perception; positive regulation of G protein-coupled receptor signaling pathway; positive regulation of epidermal growth factor receptor signaling pathway
Cellular component (GO): photoreceptor outer segment membrane
Molecular function (GO): cGMP binding; 3',5'-cyclic-nucleotide phosphodiesterase activity
Source: RefSeq, a predicted model, not a curated record